Caenorhabditis bovis is the source of this 681-nucleotide messenger RNA. Lineage: Eukaryota; Metazoa; Nematoda; Chromadorea; Rhabditida; Rhabditidae. The record is from the annotation of a GenBank genome assembly.
AUGGAGGCCUAUGGAGAGCACGACUUCACGGCAACAACGCCAGAUGAGCUCUCUUUCCGCCGCGGCCAAGUGCUCAAAAUUCUAAAUAAAGAUGAAGAUCCUCACUGGUUCAAAGCCGAGCUAGAUGGUAAUGAGGGUUUCGUACCGUCCAAUUAUAUUCGAAUGAGUGACUGCAGCUGGUACCUCGGAAAAAUAACCAGGACCGACGCCGAGACACUUUUAAAGAAGCCAAGCAUGAACGAUGGCACUUUCCUUGUGCGACAGUGCGAAAGCAGCCCUGGAGACUUUUCAAUUAGUGUGAAAUUCCAAGAUACAGUGCAACAUUUCAAAGUUCUUCGCGAUCAAACCGGCAAGUACUAUCUUUGGGUGGUCAAGUUUAACUCUUUAAAUGAGUUAGUUCAAUAUCAUCGCACUGCCUCAGUGUCGCGAACACAUACAAUUCUUCUUCAAGAUCUUGCUGUAGAGACCAAGUUUGUGCAAGCAUUGUUCGACUUCAACCCACAAGAGAAUGGCGAACUCGCAUUCAAGCGCGGCGAUGUCAUAACAUUGAUGAACAAGGACGAUCCGAACUGGUGGGAGGGCACGCUCAACAAUAGACGUGGAAUCUUUCCAGCAAACUACGUGUGCCCGUACAAUCGAAAUCCGAGCAACACAAACAUGAACUUCACGAAGACUUCGUAG